UCAUUAAUGUGAUAUCUGUGUUUUCUCUUGCUUUUUGUAACUUGUUGUUUUUUUCUGGGUGCUUUAAAAUCUUGAGAUUAUAUCGAUGUUGUUAUCAAUGUUUUAGUCAGGAAAGUUUUUCUUGAUUUAUCGAAGCUCCAUUCGUGUGUAACGUUAAUCACAUUACAAUCAUGUUUUGCGGUCUUUGAACAUAAUUUUAAUGUUGUGUUCAGAUGUCCAUGAUGAUGGUGCAGGUGGAUGUGAUGUGCUAUAUUGAAAAAAUAUGUGAUAUUUAUGAUUUGAUGACAGAAAUAUGUCAGCUGAAGAAAGAGGUGAAGUUACUGGAGACAAAACUCAGAGAGAGAGACCAACUCAACAGAAAGGAUGUAUGUGGUGUUUCUCUCUGUGAUCAAACAUCUCCAGAUCUUCUGCUUUCUGUCUGUAAUGAAGAGCAGAAGACAUCAGUGAAGCUGCUGGACUGUGAGAUGGAGCUGAAAACACAAAUCAAAGAAGAACAGACAGAUGAAGAUGAUGUGUUUUAUUCAGACCUGAUGAAGGUGAAGGAGGAAAGUUCAGAACCGAAUGAAAUGGAGGAGAAAGACCAUCAUCUCAUAACUGGAGAAGAAUCUGUGACCUGCUUGAACACUGAGAAGAAUGAAGACAAAAAUUCUCACAUGUGCCCUCAGUGUGGAAAGAUCUUCACAUAUAAAUACAACCUUAAUAGGCACAUGAGAGUUCACACUGGAGAAAACUCUCAUCAAUGUGAUCACUGUGGAAAGAUAUUUGUUCGUAAAGACCACCUUAAUUUACACAUGAGAGUUCACACUGGAGAAAAGCCUUACAGAUGUGAUCAGUGUGGAAAGAGCUUUUCGUGGACAACGUCUUGGAGAGAUCAUCUUCUCUAUCAUUCUGGAGUGAGAUCAUUUCAGUGUGAACAGUGCAGUAAAACAUUCAUUUCUGCAAAUAACCUGAACCAACACAUGAAGAUUCAUACAGGUGUGAAGUCUUAUGUCUGUUCCAUCUGUGGAAAGGCCUUCAAACACCUCUCCAAACUUAAAAAUCACAAGAAGAAAACACACACAGGCGUGGGAUCUCAUAUGUGCUCUGAACAAAAAUCCUACCCAUGCUCCUCAUGUGGACAGACGUCUUGAGAUUCACAUGAAGAGCACUACAGCGGCUGACACAACAUGAUGAAUUCAUGCAAGGGAACCGGCGGUGCAUGUAGAUAGAAAUAAAUCAUUCUAAGGUAAUAACAUUUACAUUUAUUCAUUUAGCAGACGCUUUUAUCCAAAGUGACUUACAGAGAGUUCAGGGAGCAAUAAGCAAUAUGUCAUACAGGAGCAAUAAUACAAUGGGUGCUAAUACAAAGUAACUAGUUUCAACAAAAGCUAAUUCAUCAAAUAUGACUCAGAGGUUCCUGGCUGUUUUGGAAGGAGUGAUUGUGGUAUUGCUAAGUUGGAUGGUGAGAUCGUGUUGCACCGUGGGGUGUGCCGGAAACACGAGUAGUUCUGUCUUGGCAGGUUUCACCUGGAGGUGAUGCCCUUUUAUCGAAGCUGAGAUGUCUUGUAGGCAGGCUGUAAUGUGAGCUGCUACGGUGGUAUCGUCUGGGUGAAACGAGAUGUAGAUCUGGGUGUCUUCGGCAUAACAGUGAUACGAGAAGCCGUGUGCCCGUAUGAUGGGUCCCAAGGAUGUCGUAUAGAUGGAAAAAAGCAGCGGUCCAAGCACUGAUCCCUGAGAGACCCCAGUGAUCAUGUGGUGAGCAGUGGACAGCGAACCCCUCCAUGACACCAUAAAGGAUCUGCCGGAGAGGUCGGAUUUGAACCAGCGGAGAGGAGAGCCUGAGAUUCCUAGAGUGACAGGGUUGCUAGCAGUAUCUGGUGAUUGACAGUGUCAAACGCUGCAGAUAGGUCUAGCAGAAUCAGGACCGAGGAUUUAGAUUCCGCCUUGGCUAGCCGCAGUGCUUCUGUGACCGAUAGCAUUGCAGUCUCAGUGGAGUGGUUUGUUUUGAAGCCAGACUGCUUGUCAUCCAGUAGUUUAUUUUGGGAUAGGUAGGAAGACACCUGGUUGAAAACUGCCCUUUCAAUUGUUUUUGCAAUAAACGGGAGGAGAGAGACAGGUCUGUAACUGUCGGUAGUAGAGGGGUCCAAUGUUGGUUUCUUAAGUAGGGGCGUGACCUGGGCCUGUUUGAAUGUGGAUUGAAAAGUGCCGGUGAGCAGGAAGGUGUUGAUGAUGUGUGUGAGUGCGCUGGAUGUGGCCUGAAGGAGAUGGGAGGGGAUUGGGUCAAGGGGACAGGUGAUGGGGUGGCUGGAGAGAAGUCUGAUGACUUCAGUGUCAGUCAGUGGGGCGAAAGAGGAGAGUUCAAUGUUUGAAGUGAGGGUAGUGUGUACCGAGGUCUAAGGUGCUGAGAAUUGUUUGCUGAUGGAUGAUGUUUUCUCAUUGAAAAAUACAGCGAAGCGUUAUAACAACAUAACGCUUCACUAUGUAAGGUCUUUAUACACCUCUGAAGACAUAGUUACGUAUAUAAUAUUGCAUUUCUGUCAAUAGAUCUUCCAGAAACUACACACUGGACCUUUAAACUUGUCAUAAAACAAUGAGCCAUUCAAGUUUUCAAGGUAAGUGAAUGCAAAAAUGUGAAUAUGAAUAGUUCAUUCAGAGAGGCAUUCAUAGAGGCAUUCA
Triplophysa rosa is the source of this 2655-nucleotide messenger RNA. RefSeq names its product zinc finger protein 184-like. The record is from RefSeq and is a predicted model, not a curated record. Gene Ontology annotation, cellular component: nucleus. Lineage: Eukaryota; Metazoa; Chordata; Actinopteri; Cypriniformes; Nemacheilidae. The transcript has 4 exons. The coding region runs from base 213 to 1130 and encodes 305 amino acids.